Messenger RNA from Staurois parvus, 310 nucleotides. The record is from the annotation of a GenBank genome assembly. Lineage: Eukaryota; Metazoa; Chordata; Amphibia; Anura; Ranidae.
CAGAAAGAACAGUAAAAAUGCAGGCAGGGCGCCGGACAAAGCACUCGGGACAAAAUGUAUGACAGGAUGAAUGUCACUUUUUCACAUUUUGAAAUUUCCCGCCAGUUCCGUCCCCCAUAUGUCCCUACGUCGCAGGGAAUGGAACCCAGAAGACGGAUGCUGGCAUUGGCCGGAGGACAUUGCUGAAGAACAUUGCCGGGGACACUGCAGGAGGGACAUCGCGGGAGCGAAGGACAACGUAAGUGAAGAAGAGAUCCUGGAGCAACACUGUAAGGUAUUCCCGAGUGUUGCUCGGGGUUACCGCUUGUGG